Messenger RNA from Momordica charantia (bitter melon), 1046 nucleotides. It is a transcript of the gene UCP3, whose product is annotated as Mitochondrial substrate carrier family protein. The record is from RefSeq and is a predicted model, not a curated record. Gene Ontology annotation, biological process: transmembrane transport. NCBI's taxonomy places the organism in Eukaryota, Viridiplantae, Streptophyta, Magnoliopsida, Cucurbitales, Cucurbitaceae.
AAAAAAAUUAAUAAAAUUGGUCGCCACACUGAGGAUCUCUUCUCCUCUGGCAUCAGGAGUGGAGUAGGGUUUUGGGAACUCAUCGAUGAAAACAAGCAAAGAAAAUGGAGGCCACAAUUCCUACACCAAAUUGUUUCUCACCUCGCUCUCCGCCAUGGUGGCCGAGACCACCACCUUCCCUAUGGACCUAAUUAAGACCAGGCUUCAGCUCCACGGCGAGUCCUCCUCUCGCUCCACAAAUGCGUUCAGAGUCGCUUCGUCGAUCGUCAAGGAGCAAGGUCCCUUUGGCCUCUACAGGGGCCUGUCUCCGGCAAUUCUCAGGCACCUCUUCUACACGCCAAUACGAAUCGUUGGAUACGAGCACCUACGAUCCCUCUUUCUUGCCCCCGAUAGCGGUUCUCUUUCCCUCCAUGCCAAGGCUCUUGUCGGUGGAAUCUCUGGCUCCAUUGCUCAGGUAGUGGCAAGUCCUGCUGAUCUUGUUAAGGUGAGGAUGCAAGCCGAUGGCCGUCUAAGGAGCCAAGGUCUGCAACCCAGAUACUCAGGACCUUUCGAUGCCUUAACCAAGAUAGUGCGUGCAGAAGGGAUAAUUGGACUUUGGAAAGGGGUUGUUCCGAAUGUCCAAAGAGCUUUUUUGGUUAACAUGGGAGAACUAGCCUGCUAUGAUCAUGCAAAACGCUUUAUAAUCGAGAAUCAAAUAGCCGGUGACAAUAUCUUUGGCCACACAUUUGCUUCUGUAAUCUCGGGGUUGUGUGCAACUACUCUGAGUUGUCCAGCUGAUGUUGUAAAAACAAGAAUGAUGAAUCAAGCAGCAGCUAGCAAGGAAGGUACGAUCAAGUACAAUAGCUCAUAUGAUUGUCUUGUAAAGACUGUUAAAGUUGAAGGGUUGAGAGCUCUGUGGAAGGGGUUUUUCCCUACUUGGGCGAGGCUUGGUCCUUGGCAAUUUGUCUUCUGGGUGUCUUAUGAGAAGUUUCGAAAACUUGCUGGCCUAUCUUCUUUCUAGUUAAAAAAAUUGCUCUGAACUUCAAUGAUCUAGAAGUUCUCCAACU